Molecule: messenger RNA, 881 nt
Organism: Suillus paluster
Lineage: Eukaryota; Fungi; Basidiomycota; Agaricomycetes; Boletales; Suillaceae
Exons: 4
Coding region: 140-712 (190 amino acids)
Source: RefSeq, a predicted model, not a curated record
GGCCUUAGGAUCCAGGAUGGGUUAAGCUGACGCUGAUCACUGAUCAGCGGCUGAUAUACAUGGCCAGGGUGAGCAGUGCGCAGUUAGAACAGGCAAGUGCAUAUGAAUUUGUAUCAAACAAAUUUUUAUCCUGCCCCUAAUGUCUGAUCCAUGUUGGAACGGGGGUCAAAUAUCGUACUGGCAUUUUUACAUGCGGUCCAAAGGGGACGGGAGGCUCAUAAAGCUCUACCCAAAUCUGGCAUAUCUAGAUCACACUCCCAACAGCGCAGAGCUUUUCACGAGGAGCUCCAUCGUACUCUAUGUUGCAAUGAGCCUCGCAAUGGCGACAGUCAUUGCCAACAUCGCGCACGAUGUGUACCAUCAUUUGUGGAGAGAUGCGGAUCGCACGAGAGUUCUCAUGUCUUCGUUGAGAGGACUGGGAUGGGUUGAGCGGGGAAUUUUUUUGUUCGUUAGGCGGAGGUUUGACUGGUUCACUGGAAGGGCGGGAGACGGUCCGACGAACGAAGAAAGAAUGAACGGACGACAGAGAAUGGUGUUGGUGGCUCUCUCAUCACUAGUGUGUUGUGUUUCAAGUUUUGCUGGUACGCCGUUGGAGACAUGGUAUAAUUCGUGCUUGAUUUUUUCUUACAUUUUCUCCGAGUGCGUGUUUGCGAAAUGUUCGUUGGUGUACAAUAUAUUCGUGCAACAGAUGAAAUGCACUCACCCAUCUUGAAAGGUGCAUCAACUUUGGAUUAGUUUAUCUGUAGCCAUUGUCCGGUACUUCUGCUCAAUUAGGUUAUGAUAUAGGUCUUUAUCUUUAUUGAAGUCCAGAACGUGGCAGGCUUGGUGCUAUACUAGCGCUCAUUUCCGCAAUCUCAGUGACAAACUUGAUCCAAGACUAG